Sorghum bicolor (sorghum) is the source of this 4056-nucleotide messenger RNA. RefSeq names its product trihelix transcription factor GTL1. Bases 732 to 3155 code for a protein of 807 amino acids. The record is from RefSeq and is a predicted model, not a curated record. The transcript has 3 exons. Lineage: Eukaryota; Viridiplantae; Streptophyta; Magnoliopsida; Poales; Poaceae.
UUUCUCACUCAUCCCACAGUUUCCAGCACUCCCCUCCCUUUCUCUCCUGCUUCACAUGCUUCUCUCCCUACCAUUUUUUGCCCCACACUCCUCUCCCUCUCCCCCCUCUGUCCUUUUGGUUUUACUAGCUAACAAAUUGUGUAGUAUUAGGCAGGGAGGGAGGUAAAGCCCCUCUGACAGCGCAGCAUCUUGUUUGUUUUAUCUCCCACAUCAUCCCCCUCAUCAUCUUCUGCACACCUCCACAUCUCUCUCUCUCCUCCGGCAGUACUCAACAUUUCUCAACUUUCAUCUUCUCUCUCCUUCACCCUCCUCCUCCAUAUCUCUUCUUCCUUACCCUUCAUCACAGAUAUCAUAUUCUCCUCAUCUUUCUCUCUCCUCCAUCCUCCCUACUUAUUUAUUGAAGGCUGCUUAUAGAUGGUAUCUUAAUUCUUUUUUCCUAUCUUCUUCCUCCUCUUGAAGGAGUACAUUUUUUUUUGCCUGCGUUUCCUGUAGUAGUACUACUAGUGCUUCCUGCCCCCCUUCUCCUUCUCGGGCUACUUGCUCUUCUCCCUUUCUUGCCGUUUUUCCCCUCUCCGGCCUCCUUCCCUCUCUGAGGUCCGUCUCGCCUCUUUCCAGUUGUCCUUGCCUCCCCCAUCUUUUUCACCUGCCCCUCAUGUACUGAUCGUCUCAUCACCACCAUUCCCCAGUGGUAACACCGGGCGACGACCUGCACGGGAGCACGAGCUGUUAGCAUGCAGCAGCAGCAGCACGGGGGAGGAGGAGGAGGCGGCGGCGGUGGUGGUGGAGGCCCAGCGCAGCAGUUCGGCGCACAGCAGGUGGAGAUGCCGCCGCCAUUCUCGCCGGCCGGCGGGGCCAGUCAGCGGAUCUCGCUGGCGGAGGCGCCGUCGCCCAUCAGCAGCCGGCCGCCGGCGUCGUCGUCGGCGCCGGCGCAGCAGUACGACGAGCUCGGCGCUUCCGGCGCCGGCGCCGUCCUGGGCUUCGACGCCGAGGGCCUGGCCGCCGCAGCAGCCGGCGAGGAGGGCGCCAGCGGCGGCUCCGCGGGCAACCGGUGGCCCCGGCAGGAGACGCUGGAGCUGCUCAAGAUCCGGUCGGACAUGGACGCCGCCUUCCGGGACGCCACCCUCAAGGGCCCCCUCUGGGAGCAGGUCUCCAGGAAGCUGGCUGACAAGGGCUACAGCCGGAGCGCCAAGAAGUGCAAGGAGAAGUUCGAAAACGUGCACAAGUACUACAAGCGCACCAAGGAGAGCCGCGCCGGCCGGAACGACGGCAAGACGUACCGAUUCUUCACGCAGCUGGAGGCCCUGCACGGCACCGGCGGGGCGGCUCCCGCGUCGUCGGUGGCGUCGCAGGUGCCCCCAGCGGGGCCGUCGGCCGUGCGCGUGCCCGCCGAGCCGCCGCCUGCGGUGUUGGCCGGCGGCGUGGGGAUGCCGACGAUGGGCUACCCGAGCUUCUCGACGUCCAACACGGAGGACUACACGGACGAGGACGACUCCGACGACGAGGGCACCCAGGAGCUGGUGGGCGGCGGCGGCGGCGGCGCGGACGAGCGCGGGAAGAGGAAGAGGGUGUCGGAGGGCGGCGCCUCGGCUGCUGGCGGAGGCAGCGGGAAGAUGAUGAGGUUCUUCGAGGGCCUGAUGAAGCAGGUGAUGGAGCGGCAGGAGGCGAUGCAGCAGAGGUUCUUGGAGGCCAUCGAGAAGCGCGAGCAGGACCGCAUGAUCCGCGAGGAGGCGUGGCGGCGGCAGGAGAUGACUCGCCUCGCGCGCGAGCAGGAGAUCCUGGCGCAGGAGCGCGCCAUGGCCGCCUCCCGCGACGCCGCCGUCCUCUCCUUCAUACAGAAGAUCACCGGGCAGACCAUCCCGAUGCCAUCCAUCGCCGCGCCCACCAUCAACGCCAUGCCACCACCGCCGCCGUCGCAUCCGAAGCCGCCGCCGCCUCAGCCGCACCCCACACCCAUUGCCUCCGCCUCGCCAGCCCCGCCGCCGCCGCAACCACCAGCCUCGCAGACUCCGCCCCCGCAGCAGCAACAGCAGCAGAAGCCGCCAAUGCCGGCUUCGACGCCACAGGCGCCAGCGCCGCAACAGCAAAGCAUGGACAUUGUCAUGACGACGGCCGAGACGACGCCGCGUGCCGACACCCCGGUGCACGAGGGGUCCAGUGGCGGCGCGACGUCGUCCCGGUGGCCCAAGGCGGAGGUUCACGCGCUGAUACAGCUGCGGAGCAACCUUGACACGCGGUACCAGGAGGCCGGGCCCAAGGGGCCCCUCUGGGAGGAGAUCUCCGCCGGCAUGCGGCGGCUGGGCUACAACCGGAACGCGAAGCGCUGCAAGGAGAAGUGGGAGAACAUCAACAAGUACUUCAAGAAGGUGAAGGAGAGCAACAAGAAGCGGCCCGAGGACUCCAAGACGUGCCCCUACUUCCACCAGCUCGACGCGCUCUACCGCAACAAGGCGGCGCUCAGCUCCUCCGGCGCCGGAGCCGUGGUGCACGCCGUCAACGCAUCGUCGUCGGCACAGCCGCAGGAGACGGUCACGGUCGUCACGGCCGCGGCGCCCAUCUCACAGACGCCGCCGCCGCUGCCGCCGCCUACGACACAGCCUUCCCAGUCCCACCACGCGGCCAAGAACGGCGGCACCGCCAGCAACGCCGCGUGCACCGGCACCACCGGCAACGGGAACGGCGCCGGCGCGCCAGUGCACGGCUCCAGGGGCAUGCAAACGCAGCCGAGCAACGGCAGCGUUGCAGCCAGCAGGUUCGUCGGCGAGGGCGGCGGCGCGACCCCGGCGCCGGCGAAGAAGCCAGAGGACAUCAUGAAGGAGAUGAUGGAGCAGAGGCAUCCGCAGCCGCAGCAGCAGACGCAGGCGGUGGUCAGCGGCUACAACAGAAUCGACGGCGCGGACAGCGACAACAUGGACGAGGACGACGACGAGGACGACUACGACGACGACGACGACGAAGACGAAGACGUCGACGGCAACAAAAUGCAGUACAAGAUCCAGUUCCAGCACCAGCAACAGCACCACCAGCCGCCGCAGCAUCCGAACACCGUCAGGCCGAACGCCGGCGCCGGCGGUGGCAACCCGCCCGGCACCGCCGCUCCCAGCACGGCUGCGGCCCCGACAACAACAGCCGGAUCUUUCUUGGGCAUGGUCAAGUGAUCGAUCCAUCCGCGCGCAGCCAGCAGAAAUUAUUCCCCCCCGGUGACUCCUCAUCAUCCUCCUCUUCUCCGUCCAUGGCUUUUUUUUUUUUCAUUCUCUCGCCUGUGACAUUUGUAUCUACCUACCUGUCUUCUCCAUGCUAGUCCAUAUCUCUACACCACAAAACCUAAAAUCACAAGAACUAUCCCCCUCCUCCAAGCUCGGGCAAUUCUCCAUCCUCAUGCACGUAGCUAGCAACACCUCGAUCCAUGCCGUGUCGUCGUCGUCGCUGCUGCCCAGUGCCCACCCUCCUAUUUCUUGAUUCGUUGCUGUGUUAAUUACAGUGGUCGCCUCUUAGGUGUUACAGUACAAAAAAAAUAUUGGUGGUGAUGUGGUUAUUUAUUGAUUUGUUGUGGUAAUUAAUAAGAACCCUCAAGAGCUUGGGGUGUUCACGGAGAGAGGUUGAAUUGAUGCGGUGAAAACGGCACGUGAAGGGUAAUAAGAGAUCGAUCGCGCGGUUAAAGGAGAACAACAAGGAGACAAGGUGACAAAAAAGGGCAGGUGACGCAGUGGGUGUUUGCACUGUUACUCCGGUAAUUUUUUUGCAUGCGGCUACUACUCUACAGUGUGGUAGUUUGUUGCAAAGGGAGCAGUGAAAAAAAUGGAAAAGAGAGCUUGCUCGUCAUGUGGCAUGAAGAAUAGCCAGUUUGAUGCAUGCGGGAUUUUUUUCUUUAUCCUUGUUUUUUUCCUUUUCAUUUUUCACCAUUUCUUUUAUGUUCUGGAACAAGUAAACUGUCCAUUAAGUAUUAGCUAAGUUUUUCUUUCUUUCUUUCUCAAACUGUUGUUACCAAAAUUUACAGUGUAUACUUGAGAAAUAUUAUAUCUUAAAAUUCUUGCUAUUAUAUAAUAUCGUAAUUGCUUU